Aedes aegypti (yellow fever mosquito) is the source of this 3762-nucleotide messenger RNA. Its product is annotated as myotubularin-related protein 9. The transcript has 3 exons. NCBI's taxonomy places the organism in Eukaryota, Metazoa, Arthropoda, Insecta, Diptera, Culicidae. Gene Ontology annotation, biological process: negative regulation of autophagy. The record is from RefSeq and is a predicted model, not a curated record. Bases 520 to 2241 code for a protein of 573 amino acids.
CAGUUGACAUUGCAAUCAGCGAGCAAGUGCAACAGUAAAACGAAAACAGAGCGCCUGCAGUCCAGCAGCUGUGGAAAGUGCAUACCAAAGGAUAUAACGGAACACCAAAUCAACAGAAAACUGAACCAGCGCAGAAAGCAUCAGAACGUAAAAGAAUCGGAAAGGAUCGGACUUAACUUCUUGCGGAGGCGUUUAAAAGUAUGUAUUUAUCCAUAGCUGGUUGAUGUGUGCCGUGAAGCAAUUUGAUUAGAAUGUUCUUAUCAGCAAGAUUGGAGCAUAAUUGAAAGAAGUGCAACUAGUGGGCGAAUGUUUUUCUGACGCGUGAAAGCAAAAGUGAAUCGCUGCUGCAGUCAAAAGUCUGACCACAGUUUCGGAGGAAUUAAUUAAAGAACGUGAAGAAAAGGAGAGCAGUGGUGUUUACGUUUUGCUGAACUUUCAGUUUUUGUUGGUUUAAAAGCGAAAAGCAGUACGCAAAAAUAAAGUAAAGAAGAUUGUUUGUCGUCGUGUAGUAGAGUUAAAAUGGAGUUUGCCGAACUGAUCAGAACUCCCAAGCUGGACGGCGUUCAAUUGUACGAGCAGCCGCGGCGGGAGUCCAUCGAUGGGACGCUCUGCAUUACCGGCCAUCAUCUGAUCCUGAGCACCCGGAAGGAAGGCGCCCGGGAACUUUGGUUGCUGCACCAAAAUGUGGACAUAGUCGAACGGAAACCGUGUAUCGUUAAUAAUGUGCUCGAAGGUGGAACCAUUACGCUCAAGUGUAAAGACCUUCGGAUCAUCCAGCUCAGGAUAAACUCGCCGCAGGAAUAUUUUAACAUUUCCAAUUCGAUCGAGCAGCUUUCGAAUUUGGAGGAAACGAAAAAGCUGUACCCGUUCUUCUACAUUCCGAUGUACAACGUGAUGCAGGACGGCCACACCGAGUAUACCAUCGAGACUGAGUAUGCAAAGCUGCUGGCCACCGACGAGUGGCGUCUGACGACGGUCAACCAGGAUUUCAAAGUGUGCCCAUCGUACGGAGCACGAUUGCUAGUUCAGAAAUCAAUUAGUGACGAACAGAUAGUACAAUCCGCCGCAUUUCGCGAUGGUGGACGAUUCCCACUGCUGGCCUAUAAGCAUACCAAUGGAGCCGUGUUGCUCCGAUGCUCUCAACCCCUGGCAGGGCCCGGAGUAAAACGAUGUCGUGCGGAUGAGGCCAUUCUGAAUUCCCUGGUCGAGCCCGGUGGGAAGAAAGGUUGCAUUUUCGACACCUGGGGCAAAACCAAGAACACCAAUACCGAAAUCGAACCGCACUAUCCGCAGUGGCGUGUGCUUAGUAGACCCAUCGGAUCACUUUCGUCCAUCUCCAGUCUGUUAGAUAGUUUCGUCAAGUUGAUGGAAGCUUGCAACGAUGUGGCCUCUAGUUCGGAUCGGUGGCUGUCCCGAUUGGAGAGCUCGAGCUGGCUGAGCUUCGUGCUCAACGCGAUGAACGUCUCAUGUGUGGUUGCGCAGUGUUUGGCCCUGGAGGGAGUUCCCGUUGUGGUGCACGGUGGCAAAGGAUUGGACACGCCACUCAUUGUCACAUCGGUGGCGCAAAUCAUCCUGAAUCCCGACUGCAGGACAAUAAAAGGGUUACAAGCUUUAAUCGAGCGGGAGUGGCUGCAAGCAGGAUACCCGUUUUCGACUCGCCACAAACAUUCCUGCUACACUCCGUCGGGUCAGCGACACAAAACGUCCAGUGCGACGUUCGUCCUCUUUCUGGACUGUGUAUUCCAGUUGUAUCACCAGUUUCCGUGCAGUUUCGAGUUCGACUCGCGCUAUCUGAUAGUGUUGUUCGAACAUAGCUACAGCAGUCAGUAUGGAACGUUUCUCGGCGAUUCGGAGCGGGAACGAGCGGAAUUGAGGGUCCGCGAAAGGACCACCAGUCUGUGGAGCUACAUCAACCGACCGGAAGUGAUCGACACGUUGCUCAAUCCGAUGUACAUCCCGAAUGCGGCCAUCAUUUGGCCAUCGGUGGCCCCGCUCAGCAUAGUCCUAUGGUCGGAGGCCUACACGCGGUGGGUGAUCGACCAAACCGUACUGCGAACAAACCGCGAUCGCAUGCUGGGAAUCGUCAGCGAAGAGCGCGAACUGGAGAAGAAAGUCAAAAAGCUUCGCCGGGAGCUGGCGGAUUUGCAGCAGGAGUGUACCCGGCUGAAGUUGGAGGAGAUGCUGCUGUCCGACGAGGGCGGCACCGAGGAGGACGACGUGGACGCCAGUUACAGUAAGUAGAAACUACACCAUCGUACCCAGGAGAUAAGCCUCUCUCUUUAAGUGAACGUGAAACCGUGACAUUCCCUUGUCCGCCCUUUUACCCGGUAUUAAUGGAUCGCCUUCAUAACAUUUAGUGUAUACAUAGCGUUAAGCUGUAAACCAACCUCCUUCGAAAAAGGGGGGCAAUAUUUGACUAACGUUUGUAGUGAAUGGAUCUGUAGGCAGAUUCAGUGGUUUAGUUUUAGGUGCUUUAUUUUCGAAGGCAAUCUCUUACAACUUGUUUCAAUCUAGUCAGUUACCAACCUUCAAGACAAACUUUAGCGGAAGGUUUAAGAAACCUGCCGAGGAAAGACAAAUAAUUAUGAUUUCGAAUCGCGCAUGACCAGUGCCUAACAAGAAGUAGUAGCAGCAGAGGACAUCGUCCGGGAUAUCCGUUGAAGUGAUCUUUUUCAAGUGAGUAAUGCGGCAUGACGAAUCUUGACGAAAUAAUUGUUUGAUAAAAACGGUUUAAUAUGGAAUAAAAUCUACCAAUCUGAUCCCUAAUCUCAUAUUGUUUGUCGGGCUGUCCUUGUUAGUGGCAACAUUUUGUGAAAUUUACUCUAUUUAUACCUAGCAGAUGGUCAGAGACUCUGAGUUUGUCAAUUCCGAGAUUACCGCAAAACAUGGACAUCAGUCAUCAAUUCUAACUCUACAAAGACUGUUAAAUACAGAUAGUUCAAGGACUCACGUGAAUGUUGGUUGCUAAACAAAUUUUGCUUGAUUCGGUUUUGCUGCUAGUACAAAACCGCUUUUUUACUUUUGUUUUUCUGGGACUAAUCUAAAGGCGAAACAAGGAUGAGACUAGAGUUCCGUUGCAUGGUCAAACAUCAACGGUAGCGAUCUGGUUCCUCAGAAAUCAAAUCACUGAUGCUUGAUAAGGGGCGAAUAAAAAAUAAAUGUUUUUGGCAAAAUACCUACAGAGUCAGAUUAACUCACUGCAUUCUGAAUGAACCAUAGAGAGUUACAAAUAGAUGUGUAAUCACAGAUUUAUGGACGAAACACUUGUAUGUUUCUAGGGGUGAACCCAAACUGUUGCACGAAAUCCAUUGAAAAUUCCUGACAUAUUUGAUAACAGUUUUGAAUAAUCUGUUGUACCGGUGUUUGGUCAAUGGCUAUCUGACAAAACUUUCGAAGAGUUCCUAGUGAAAUUUUGAAAGAUAUUUUUUCCACGGCCCACGUUUUAGAUAUUUUAGCAAAUCAGCAGUGUUUUUCAUAAGGGCCUAUCUGCAUUCAUCGAUUUCUCUUCAUCGUUGUUUCCUUUGCGUUAUUGCAGAAAACUGAUUCUGUUGUCGUAGGAUGAAGAAUCACUAUAUCUUCUUCAUUAAUAAGAAAUAUUGCAGAUUUAUUUUAGCAAAGUUAUUAGCGGAAGAGAGGAUCGAUGAAGAUGUGCAGAAAUAUUUUAAAUCUUUUUGUCCAUAACCCUUUUAAAAUGUAAACCGUUUUUUUGAAUUGUAUUAAAAUCAAUUCAUAAAUAAAUUAGAUCAUGUCCUCCAAAUUUGU